Molecule: messenger RNA, 4531 nt
Organism: Ochotona curzoniae (black-lipped pika)
Lineage: Eukaryota; Metazoa; Chordata; Mammalia; Lagomorpha; Ochotonidae
Gene: RFWD3
Product: ring finger and WD repeat domain 3
Exons: 13
Coding region: 141-2561 (806 amino acids)
Biological process (GO): protein ubiquitination; double-strand break repair via homologous recombination; interstrand cross-link repair
Cellular component (GO): site of double-strand break; nucleus
Molecular function (GO): ubiquitin protein ligase activity; protein binding
Source: RefSeq, a predicted model, not a curated record
CGGCUCGGCGCAGUCGGGCGUCUUGACGCUGGAGCGGCUUGAGGAAGCGGCGGUUUGUGAGCUCGGUUUGGUGUCGGAGUUGAACUGCUCUCGGGUGGACCGGAGCCCGCGUUCCCCCGCGGCGUCCUUCAGCCUUAGUGAUGGCUCAAGAAGCAAUGGAAUAUAACAUUCAAGUGCAGGUGGAACAUCCUGCCUCAGAACAGCUUGUUCCUGAUGUGUUCGUCACCAGGCCAGGACAGUUUCUCAUCCUUCCGCCUCAUGUUGAAGUUGUCAGCAGCCAAGAGGGAUCACUUGUGAUCCAGCCUAAUCGUGUUGAAGUUGUGAACAGGCAAGAGCAAGCAGCCCUGCUUCAGCCUACCUCUGCCGAAGGGGCCGACAGCCAAGGGAUGCCCCCCUUGCUCCAGCCACCUCCCACAGAUGUAGGCCACAGACACUUCAUAGUGCCCCUGCCUCCACCUGCUCCCCAGGGCUCUGUCAGCCAGCCAGAGGAAGUGGGCCUUGCCGGGGAGGUUCCUGUGGAGACCAUGGAUCCUGGAGCUCCUGAGCAGCACGGGCAGAUCCCUGCAGCUAACCACAAUUUCCAGGAGGCUUCAUUGGGUUCCGUGAGCAACUUCAUCAGUGGGCUACAGAGACUUCACGGCAUGCUGGAAUUCCUGAGACCCACUGCAGAGCACAGUGUGGGGCCGGUGCGAGUAAGGAGAAGGGGUGCUGCUUCACGCAGAGCCAGAAUUGGAGGGUCGCAAAGGACCGAUAAUGCCAGAUUGAGAACACCACUGGAUGCUUAUUUCCAGGUGAGCAGGACCCAGCCUCCCAUGUCAGAUACCACUGAUAAUUCAGGCACUAGGAAUCCUGUGCCUGAAAAUUUGGUUCUGUCAAGUGGUUCUGCUUCUGACAGUGAUAGCUCUGCAGAGAAUGAAGAAGUGGUUGCCCAGCCAGAGCAACCUGGAGAUGUCGUUUUAGAAGAGCAAGAAGGAGGUGUCUCAACCGAGCAAGAAGCUACAUGUACCGGUGAAGGCAAGGUUGCCUCCGAACAGUCUCGCAGUGGGUCCAGCCCUGUCGCACCUUCUGCUUCUGUUGAUGAUGAAGAAGGGGACACUUGCACGAUUUGUUUGGAACAGUGGACCAAUGCUGGGGAACACCGGCUGACAGCACUACGUUGUGGGCAUCUCUUUGGGUAUAAGUGCAUUUCUCAGUGGCUCAAAGGACAAGUACGAAAAUGUCCCCAGUGCAAUAAGAAAGCCAAGCACAGUGACAUCGUUGUUCUUUAUGCCCGAAAUCUGAGAGCUUUGGACACGAGUGAACAGGAGCAGCUCAAGAGUUCCUUACUGAAGGAGCAAAUGCUUAGGAAGCAUGCUGAGUUAGAAUCAGCCCAGUGCCGGCUGCAGCUCGAGGUCCUCACUAAUGAAUGCACUAAACUGCAGAAUCGUAUUCAGGACUUGCAAACCCUGAUUCUACAACAUAGGGAACAGACUUUACAGCAGCCCGGAGGCUCUCAGGCACAGUCCCUGGGCUGCCAGCCUUCCAGCCAGGGGCAGCACAAAUACCACUUCGAGAAGACCUUCCCAGUAUCUCAGACAGGAAACUGCCGGAUCAUGGCAUACUGUGAUUCUCUUAGCUGCCUGGUGGUGUCGCAGCCUUCUCCUCAGGCCUCGUUCCUUCCAGGCUUUGGUGUUAGGAUGUUGAGUACUGCCAACAUGAAAAGCACUCAAUAUAUUCCGAUGCAUAGCAAACAGAUCCGUGGUUUGGCUUUCAACACCCGGUCUAAAGGCUUGCUGCUUUCUGCUUCCUUGGACAAUACAAUUAAACUGACCAGCCUGGAGACAAAUACUGUGGUGCAGACUUACAAUACUGGACGGCCUGUUUGGAGCUGUUGCUGGUGUCUCGAUGAAAGCCAGUAUUUCUAUGCUGGACUGGUCAGCGGUUCAAUCCUUGUAUAUGACCUGCGGAAUACAAGAUGUCACGUCCAGGAAUUGGUCUCUCAGAGAGCCAGAUGCCCAAUGGUAUCCCUGUCAUACAUACCCAAAGCUGCCUCAGCUGCCUUUCCGUAUGGUGGGGUACUGGCUGGAACCUUGGAGAAUGCUUGCUUCUGGGAGCUGAAAGCAGGCCUUCUGCAUUGGCCUUAUUCACUGCCCUUGGAGCAAGGGGGCUGCGUAGACUUUCAGACCGAAAACAACACCCGGCACUGUCUUGUGACCUUCAGGCCAGAUAAAAACCACAACACUAUGCGAAGUGUACUGAUGGAGAUGUCGCACAGGAUAAACGAUGCUGGAGACCGCGUCUGCCUCUGCAAUCCUGUACAGACGUUCCACGGUGGCCCCACUUGCAAACUACUUACCAAAAAUGCCAUCUUCCAAAGUCCAAAGCAUGAUGGCAGCCUUUUGGUGUGUACUGGGGAUGAAGCAUCAAAUUCUGCCUUGCUGUGGGAUGCUGGCAGUGGCUCCAAGUUGCAGGACCUGCAGACUGAUCAGCCUGUGUUGGAUAUCUGCCCAUUUGAGGUGAAUCAUAGUAGCUACUUGGCCACCUUAACAGAGAAGAUGGUCCACCUCUAUAGGUGGCAGUGACCUUAGUUUUGAACUUUCAGACUGCUGAUGAUGAUAAUUUUAAAUGUUUUUUGCUGGCACCUGGCAGUGCUCAGUAAUAUUCUUUGGUAUUACUUGUGGACUAGAAUUUGGGGACCAUGGUUCUUUUGGAUUAAUAUGAUUCUGGAGCACCAGGUCACUGAGACACUCUGGAUUAUCUGUCUGCUCUGUCCCUUGAGUGGUGGUACUCCAUCUACAUUGUCCAUUUCUUGGGUUACAAGCCUCUAUGAGUUGUUUGGGAACUUACCUUUAUUUCCUGUCUUUCUGUUGGGACUGAGAAUAUCCUCUCAGCAAUCAUUCACCAGGCAUUUUCCAGGGAAUAUGACACCCCUUCUGAAUGCCUUUUUCACUACUGAUUGCCUUAGGGGUGCUGCCUUAUUGAAAGCCUAACCAUUCUGGUCUCUUCAAUGCAGUGUGGGUAUACACGUCUUCUGCUGAACACCAGAGGGCACUGUGGAACCUUGUAUAUGAUUUAAUUUCUUUCUCAUCCUAAUGGCUAACCUUUCAGUAUCUUGGUCUCAGAUCCACAGAGUGUGGGAGAAUAUAUCUGGCAUUCUUUGCGGCAACAGUGGUGUUCAAGGCACACAGUCCUGGGAUGAGAGAAAUCCCAGUGAUGCAGGCCACUGAUGAGGGUUAGAGCCUUUGCCAAUGCUGAGUGCAUUAAAUUCACUGCAUUUUUUGAGAGCUAAACCGGAGACCAAUUGUUUCAGCAAUAGGGAAGACUAGUGUUGUAGCUAUUUUAGGAUCUCAGGGUUGGUGUUAGCCAAGUCAAAGCUUGAAAUAAUACUGUGUUUCCCCUUCACUAGGAAACAUUGAAAGAUUUGGCAAAGCUCUUAAGUCUCCCUGAGUAUCAGAGCUCAAGAGCAAAGGACUGAGAGCUCAGAGGAGAGAAGUUGCACUAAAACUGCUGUGGAGGCUGUAAAGGCUUGUUUCCACCAUUCUGAGAUUUCAUAUCCGAAUAAGCCAAUCCCUCAGUAAGGGACUAUUCUUGAGCAUGUUUUUAAAUCCAGGUAUAGUAAACUGAUGCUUGACUUCAGUCCCUCUGAUUGGCCUCUAUAACUUGUGAAGGUGUGGUUAGUAAAAGGUUAUUCUCCCUCUAGUGGAGGCUCAGUUGCUUUUUGCCUCAGGCUCCUUUGUUAAACCACCACCCUCAUGAGAACAUGCUCAGGAUAGGGUGGCAGGGUGGCUUUUCCUUUAAUGAUUAUUAGAGAGGUGUUAUUUUGAUUAUAAAACACUUCUGAUUGCCAACUACUGAAUCAUUCCCAGGAUUUAUCUCAGCAACCAGGGAGUGUUGCAGUGGAUUUCCCCAAGUUCCAAAUUCUAGAUGCUAGCCUUUUCAUGACCUCUUUGCAUCUGAAGAUAAAUUUUUAAAAGCCUGCUUCUGGAGCCUGGGCAUAGCCCCCUUUUCUCAGAAAAGAUGUUUCUUUUGGUCGUCGAGGAUUACAGGCGGCUGUUUAGGCCUGAUGCUUCAGAAGCAGGAUACCUGUAAUAAAGCCAAAGUCACCUGACUUCAGACUGCCGGAAAGCAUGCAGGUGGUCAGUCUAGCAGGGGAGGAGUUGACUCCGAGAUCUCCCCUAGGACUAGGAACCAGGGCCUACCCUCGCAGUCCUACGGCAUACUUGGAUAUUUUAGAAGUAAAUUGACAUGACCAUGACUGAUUUUUCCACUGGGAAGCCCUGGGGGAGAGCAGAACCACCCUUCCUGCAGGAAACUGUCCUUAGCUAGCUUUAGUCCACAGGGUACCACCAAGGUCCCUGUCUAUCAUGUUUCCUUACCUCUGUCUACCUCUUAUAGGGGUUUCCCCAUUAGAGGAUUUAGAGUUAAGCUGAUUCACAAUGUCAUUUUUGUGUGUCUUUGUGUCUGCUUGAAAAUGGGUGGGUAGAACCUGUUCAUACUCUUUUAAUAUUUGUGUUUUCUAUUUUAGUGUUAAUAAGAAAAUAAAGAGUUUGCC